AUGGAGAAGCAAAGGGUGAUCCUUGCCAUUCUGCUCCUUUUCCUCCUCAUUAGCGUGCAAACAUUCCGGUGUGAAAGUAUCAAACUGGAAAGGGUCCCCUCUGAUAGGGAAUCCGUUAGGGGAUCGAUACCAAACAAAAUAAAAAAAUAUGAGGGGAGUAAACUCGUACUGGUGAGUAACCUACCAGAUCUGUCGAUUACACAUGGGGAGUUUUUUCGCAUUCUGGACGGGGAAGAGGGUCACCAUGUAGGGAAGUUCGUUCGCCUCGGCAGUGGUGGUGACACUGAUGCGCUGCUGCCGGAGGAUCCUGCCUUCUACGACGGACUGGUGAUCAUCCUCGAUGUCUUGGACGACCAAGUGGUCAAAUCUCUAACCACCAAGUAUGUGAACAGCUUCAGAGAAAAGAAGAAAAACGUUUUUUUAAGUCUCAACAGUGUAAACGGGAAAAGCGGGAUGCAGUUCUUAGCACAGCUGCAUAUUCAGGUGCAUGGAGGUGGGUCCUACGUGAAGGACCCCUUUGGAACUGCAUCACGAAAGGGGGUGAACAUGCCUAAGGAAGGAGUCAACCGGGGGUACGCCUUCUACACAGGAGAAAUAAUACGAGACACGCCAAUCGUUGUUAACCCUUCCGUGGGGGACAGAAGGAAACGUUUACUCUUCCAAGGAACAGCGCAUGUCAUGAUGGGAAAAACAAAGCACAUUCUCGAAGUCGUAACGUGCACACAGACAUGUCUGCUGUACGACAAAAAUGGCAACGUGGUGAAAAAGGCAAAACAGGGAACGGACUUAUCUUUAGUGUCUUCCAGCCAGUGGGACAAUAACUCAAGAUGUGUUUUCUCAUCGUCAAGUGAGAUUUUCUCGGACCUUUUUUUUCACACAAAUGGAGAAAAUAAAAAAUUCGCUCAGGAGAUAGUUGCGUGGAAUUUUAAAAAGAGCGGCAUCGUCCGGUACGAUAAGUUUAAACUGUACAAGGAGGGAGGCAAAAUGGGCCACACGGCGGGUGACCUAUUAGGGGGUGACCUGCUAGGGGGUGACCUCUCACGGGGAGACCGCAUAGGGGCCACUCCCUUUUUCGCGAAUGACCUUAUCCACCUAUCGAUCGACCUCUACGAACUGAAGAGCAGCUGCUGGGUCCCCCUCAAACGGAGGGACAUUCAGUACGAACUCGUCAAAAUGGAAAUUCACAGAAGAGAUUUUUUAAACCGAUACCAAAAUGCGGACUGUCCAACUUACUACAAGAAUUUCCAUUUGCCAAACGAACAUGGUGUGUAUAAAAUAAAAAUAUAUUUCCGCAGAAAAGGAUACAACGUUUUAAAUUUGUAUUUUUUCCUCCCCGUUCGAUCUCCUCUACAUUAUGAUAAAAACAAAAAAGUGCCCUUUUCCUUUUAUCCAUUUUAUACGUACAUUUAUCUGUCUCUUUUUUGUUUUUUUUUUUUCAUUCUGAUCAUUCUGUUUGACGAUUCGGGGGGGCCCUCGGAGGAUAGCGCUGGACAGAGCCACGACAAGAAGGAAAAAAUGGACUAG
Messenger RNA from Plasmodium coatneyi, 1524 nucleotides. RefSeq names its product Dolichyl-diphosphooligosaccharide--protein glycosyltransferase 48 kDa subunit. The record is from RefSeq and is a predicted model, not a curated record. Bases 1 to 1524 code for a protein of 507 amino acids. Gene Ontology annotation, cellular component: oligosaccharyltransferase complex; endoplasmic reticulum membrane. Lineage: Eukaryota; Apicomplexa; Aconoidasida; Haemosporida; Plasmodiidae. The transcript has a single exon.